GUAUUAGUGAUGUUUCUAUAAGCUACAUAAUAGUGAAUAGAAAUAUUCACUACCUUGGAAACAUUGGAAAGACAAUGCAACAUAUUUCUCCAAAUGGUUGGAAGUCCAAACAUUCACGUGUGCCUUUAAUAAGAAAAUGUCAGACUCUAUCGACGCUGCCGUUUGAUAAGUUCCUAUUAUGUGUCUUUCUGGGAGUGCUCACCUUUCCUUGCUGUGUCCACUGUGUAAUAUUCAAAGUGGGGGUCGUGGGGCCUUGGAACUGCGAUCCUGUUUACUACAAGGCCCUUCCCACUYUAGCAGCCAGGCUAGCUGUAAGCAGGAUAAACGUAGACCUCAGCCUGGAUCUGGGUCUGACAAUGGACUUCAUCAUCCUCCAGGAGCCUUGUGAAACCUCCAAAGCACUCACCACUUAUAUUUAUUAUGAAAAGUCAGAAGAUGCGUUAAUUGGCUCUCCUAACCCUGGAUACUGUAUUGCAGCUUCUCUGCUGGCGAAGAACUGGGACAAGGCCCUCUUCUCCUACAGCUGUGUUAGCUAUGACCUAGACCGGACAAUUGGCUAUCCAACAGUUGCCUGGACGGUGCCGUUUCCCAUUGAGGUGCUGUUCACUGUGUUCAAACACUACAGGUGGGCCAGCUCUGUGGUCAUCUCAUCCAACGAAGACAUGUGGAUUGAUGCAGCUGUGGGAGUGGCUUCUGCUCUGAGGAGGAAGGGGCUCCUCGUCCCCUUCGUCUCAGCAAUGGGUCUAAAUGAAACAGAGGUGGAGAGCACGCUGAGGAAGAUCCAAAAUGUAGGACAUAUAAGAGUCAUUAUAAUGUGCAUGCACUCUAUCCUGGUUGGAGGUGAACCUCAGGCUGUUUUUCUUCUCAAAGCACAUAAGAUGGGGAUGACUUCAGGGCAGUAUGUGUUCGUGACCUAUGACACCCUGCACUACAGCGUGCCCUACACCAACGUCUCCUACUCCCCUCUCCAAAACGACAGCGUCCUGAGGGAGGCCUACGAUGCCGUGCUCACCAUCACCAUGGCCUCCGAGCUGCAGUCCUUCAACGAGGCGCUCACUGCUGCCAAGUGGAGCGGGGAGGUGACGCUGCCYGUGGAGGCAGAACAGGUUCACCCACUAUUUGGGACCAUCUACAAUAGCAUAUACCUGCUGGCCAAGUCAAUCCACAACACCAGGAAAGCAGGAGUGAAUUUGUCAGGCUCCAACCUGGCCUACUUCACAAAGAACACAACCUUUGACGGCUUCAACCAGAGGGUCCGCGUYGACACGAGUGGGGUAGUGAGGACCAACUACGUCAUUCUAGACUCUGACAGCAAGGGGAGUCACCUUUACCAGGCCUACAUAGUAGACUUGACAUCAGGAGUGCUUCGUUUUGCAGGGAGGUCCAUUCAUUUUCCAGGAGGAUCUCCUCCGACGGCCGACUCCCUCUGCUGGUUUGACGACAAUGCCAUCUGCACCGGAGGUGUGGAGGUGUCAUACAUCAUAAUAGUUUUGGCUGUCAUUCUCAGUCUGGGUGUUGGAGGGCUCGUCAUAAGCUUUUACAUCAGGAGYAGGCUUCAACAGAUCCAGCUGAUUAAAGGUCCCAAUCGGAUCCUUCUGACUCUAGAGGAUUUGACUUUUAUCAAUAUUCAGCUUAGCAAAAAGAAAAUCACUUUGGAGGACCUGAGUGGGUCCAGGAGUGCUCUGGAGGAGAAAUCUGCGGACCACUCACACUCUGUGAACAGCAUGCAGGCUGCUACCUUUGAGAAUUCAAACGUUGCUGUGUAUGAGGGCGACUGGGUUUGGCUGAAGAAAUUUGAGGAGGGUCAGUUCAAGGAGGUGAAACAAAGCACCAGCAGGAUUUUCACAAAGAUGAAGGACCUCAGAAACGAGAACGUAAACCCCUUCCUGGGCUUUUUCUUGGACUGCUCCAUGUUUGCGGUGGUGACGGAGCACUGCUCCCGGGGCAGCCUGCAGGACCUGCUCAGGAACGAGGAUGUUAAGUUAGACUGGAUGUUCAAGUCCUCACUUUUACUUGAUCUAAUCAAGGGGAUGAAGUACCUUCACCACAGGGAGUUCCCCCAUGGCAGACUAAAAUCUCGGAACUGUGUAGUGGACGGGCGCUUCGUUCUCAAGAUUACAGACCACGGCUUCAACGAGCUGCUGGAGACUCAGAAAGCUCCCUUUGAAGAGCCCCUACCAGAAGUUCAAGAUAAUCAACAAGGGUAAGAAGACCAAUAUUAUUGACUCUAUGCUCAGGAUGCUGGAGCAGUACAGCUCAAACCUGGAAGAUCUGAUCCGAGAGAGAACCGAGGAGCUGGAGGUGGAAAAACAGAGAACAGAGAAGUUGCUUUCUGAGAUGCUUCCACCUUCUGUUGCUGAGGCCCUAAAGACCGGUGCCACAGUGGAACCAGAGUACUUCGAUCAGGUGACGAUCUACUUCAGUGACAUUGUGGGGUUCACCACCAUCUCCUCGCUCAGCGAUCCCAUCGAAGUGGUGGACCUUCUCAAUGACCUCUACACGCUGUUUGAUGCUGUUCUCAGUAACCACGAUGUCUACAAGGUGGAGACCAUUGGUGAUGCCUACAUGGUGGCGUCUGGCCUUCCUAAAAGGAAUGGCAACAAACARGCAGCGGAGAUCGCCAACAUGUCGCUGAACAUCCUCAGCUCGGUGGGUUCCUUCCACAUGCGACACAUGCCCGAGGUGCCCGUCAGGAUACGGAUAGGAAUCCACUCAGACAACUGGCAAGAGAUGGUGACAGAUGAGAUCAAGACUCAUUUCCGCAAGGCCAACAGGCAGGUGGACAAAAAGUGAAUGGAUGAGAAGAAGGAAGAGGAGAUUUGUUUAAAGGAGGAACAUCAGCAGGAGGAUGAGGCUGGAAGAGCCAGCCUCUCGGUGUGGCCUAAUGCAGACUUCUUUAAGAGGAUUGUUCAUCGACUGGCUAAUCUUCCUGCAGCCAGCACAGCGGAACACGGUGCUAAUGUAAUGAGAGAGAGAGAGAGAGAGAGAGAGAGAGGUCACAUGAUCUGCCUACCUGUCUGCUGCCAGAACAGCAGGAACCUGCUCCUUAAUGAAGGAUGGACCCAUUCGAUCCUCUCUAAACUCUCUGACCACUGAGUGGUCAACAGGGCGACCGCAGGGUCACCUGUCCACAGACUGACUGAACGCCCCCAACGCCUAUUUCAUGCUGACYUUUUUAUUCACGGUGUCUGUUUGUAGGUAACUCAGAUGAGGUUCUUAGCUGCUGUUAUAAUAAUAUUAACUAUCCAAAUGCUGCUAURGUGUCCACGUGUCUGAAAGAGAAAACAGCUGCUGCUUUUUUUGUGUGUGUGCUUAAUUAUCCCACCCCUACAAGUUUUUUUUUGGACCAAACACAUUUUGUUUAGUAUAAGAAUAAAAGAGUUGGGUUAUGAAAAUUUUUCUCUGUUUUUGCCCUGUGAGUCAAUUAAAAUCUCAACUUCCUCACAGGGAAACACAAAGGUCCUGUCUGUAUGGAGGACCGAAACUGACAUAAAUAAAAAUAAAAGGAGAAAUAUAUAA
Molecule: messenger RNA, 3519 nt
Organism: Austrofundulus limnaeus
Lineage: Eukaryota; Metazoa; Chordata; Actinopteri; Cyprinodontiformes; Rivulidae
Gene: gucy2f
Product: guanylate cyclase 2F, retinal
Biological process (GO): protein phosphorylation; receptor guanylyl cyclase signaling pathway; intracellular signal transduction
Cellular component (GO): plasma membrane
Molecular function (GO): guanylate cyclase activity; adenylate cyclase activity; protein kinase activity
Source: RefSeq, a predicted model, not a curated record